AGGAAUACAUCACCUGGUGGAACCAAAAUUGGGAAGCCAGGACCUGCUACCAUCAGAUAAUGGUUCUUCUAAAGACAAUGACAAUUCUUCCUCCCAAGUAGAUCAUGAUGAUGUUAGCAAUGAAGAUGUGGAAUCGAUUGAUUAUGAAGGGAUGGAGGCGACCGACAAUAAAAAGAUAAAGGAAACAAGAAUGGACCAAUCAGAUUGA
Molecule: messenger RNA, 208 nt
Organism: Paraglomus brasilianum
Lineage: Eukaryota; Fungi; Glomeromycota; Glomeromycetes; Paraglomerales; Paraglomeraceae
Source: the annotation of a GenBank genome assembly